UAGUUCUUAGGUAAGGUGUGUAUAAUGUGUGAGUGAGAUUGUGAGAGAGAAGAGAAAGAUAAGUGAGAGAGAGAGAGAGAGAUAGAGGGAGAGAGAGAGAUAGAGAGAGAGAGAGAUAGACAUAGAGAAACAGAGAGAGAUGAAGUUCUUGUUCCAGUGUCCAUGUUGCUCUUGCUUCUGCUUCAUGAAACCAAAGCAGGGCAAACCAAAAGCUGUAGACUCAAAACCAAAGGAAGAGAAGAAGAAAGAGGUGAAGAAAGAGGAAAAGAAAGUAGAAGAGAAGAAAGAAGAAAAGAAAGAAGAGAAGAAAGAAACCAAAGCCGAGAAGGCCGAGUGAAAGCUCUACUUUAAGAAAAUUUAAUUAGCUAUCCCAAUUUUAUUUUAAUUUCUAAGAUUAAAAUAUGAUGAUUAUGAAAGCUUAAAUAACUUGUAAUUUAUUAUGGUUUAAUAGCCUUUUUCUCCAAUAUGUUUUAAUCUCUUAUCAAUUAUAUCAAUGUUGCCUGUGUUGAAUU
Molecule: messenger RNA, 512 nt
Organism: Eutrema salsugineum
Lineage: Eukaryota; Viridiplantae; Streptophyta; Magnoliopsida; Brassicales; Brassicaceae
Product: UPF0329 protein ECU05_1680/ECU11_0050
Exons: 1
Coding region: 140-337 (65 amino acids)
Source: RefSeq, a predicted model, not a curated record